Messenger RNA from Stegodyphus dumicola, 1639 nucleotides. RefSeq names its product orexin receptor type 2-like. Gene Ontology annotation, molecular function: orexin receptor activity. Lineage: Eukaryota; Metazoa; Arthropoda; Arachnida; Araneae; Eresidae. Gene Ontology annotation, cellular component: plasma membrane. The record is from RefSeq and is a predicted model, not a curated record. Gene Ontology annotation, biological process: feeding behavior; G protein-coupled receptor signaling pathway.
AGAAUCUCUCCACGAAUUUGAGAAACAACUAUCGUAAAGUCUAUUGAUUAAAAAUUGCAUUAGACAACAAGAGACGUUAAUGAAGAAAAUUUAUUUAUUUUUCUAAACUGUUCUUCAUCUAUGAAAAUUCUGGAAAUGGCUUACGACGCUGGAGAUUCGCCCAAUGUGUCCAAUGUGGAUAACGAUUCCAUAACCUGUACCAAUGAGUACUGCGUCUCGGAUGAAGACUACUUAGCUAUGAUCGAAGACUACAUCUUUCCAACACCGUAUGAGUGGGUGCUUAUUUCUCUGCAUGUUACUGUGUUCAUUGUCGGCUUGGUGGGGAACGCUCUUGUCUGCGUGUCUGUGUACCGCAAUCAUAGCAUGAGGACUGUCACCAACUAUUUCAUCGUGAACCUGGCUCUGGCGGAUUUUUUGGUAAUCCUCGUCUGCUUACCACCCACCGUACUUUGGGACGUGACAGAAACAUGGUUUUUUGGAAGUCUGACUUGUAAACUCGUCUUGUAUUUACAGAGUGUUUCAGUAAGUGUAUCGGUGCUGACUUUGACUUUUAUAUCUAUCGACCGAUGGUAUGCUAUCUGCCAUCCCUUGAGUUUCAAGAGCACUGCUGCUCGAGCGAAAACGUCAAUUCUCAUCAUAUGGUUACUAUCCACUCUAGUUGUCCUUCCAGAAGCUAUAGUUUUGGACACCAGGAAGCAUCCUCUGCCAUUAGAUACGCUUUAUCUCACAGACUGCACGUACACUUGGAGCGAGAAUAGUACUCGGAUUUACCAGUUAUUCUUACUUUUGUUUUUGUAUGUGGCACCUUUUCUGCUAAUGGCCGUAGCUUAUUAUCAAAUAGCUAAGGUGUUGUGGAACAAGAACAUACCGGGAUCAUCCGAAACAAAUCAUCAUCCUAGUCGAACGGCCGUGUCGAAGCAAAAUGGUCGGAAUGGAGCUACAGUCCGAUUGAUCACCGUCAAUCCAAGCUGCGAAGGUCAAAUACAGUCACGAAGGAAAGCUGCUAAGAUGUUGAUUGCGGUAGUGGUCAUCUUUGGACUCUGUUACCUCCCGGUUCAUCUCAUCAACGCUCUAAGGUACACCGUGGGACUGCCCCAGACGCCAGCGACAACCGUCGUUUCUCUCAUAUCACACUGGCUGUGUUACGCGAACAGCUCCAUCAAUCCUAUCAUAUACAAUUUCAUGAAUGGAAAGUUCCGGAAGGAGUUUAAAAACUUUUUGUGCUGCUACUGCUGUCGAAGUUCUUAUAUGAGUCGCCAUGGCAACAAUGCGACUGGGAAUAAGUAUAGAUUUACGACAUCUGUCACGCAAAUGGAGAACAUAAAUCUCACAACUAUAGAGAAAACUUAAAACGAUUACUACAAGACGUGAAUUCGGAACACUUUGAAUAAUUUAUUGUGAAAUGGUUUUUGAUGUUUUGCCAAAGAGGAAUUAACUUCACUAAAUUGAAAUGCAAUUUUAAAAGAUGUGUGACAUUAAAUUUUAAAUGACUCUAAGCUCUAUUGUAUUUUGUUUGUGAUACUAAAUAAAGUUUGUGCUUCACAGUGUAACAUUUCCUUUUCUUAUUAAUAUUUAUGAAGCUUGUAAAUGUUUACGCUUUUCAUGCUGCUGGCAUCCUGUGAUCAUCAAAUAAUUUUGA